AUGCGUGAUCCCACCAUUCCUCACAUUGAGCAGUUGGAAGAAUUGCGUUCCAUCAUUCCACCGCCUCCGCUGGACAUUUCGACCGAGAAGGAAUGUUUCGAUUUGUGGAUGAAGGUGAUGCGACUCGACACUUACCGCAAAGCCGUCAUCACCGGACUUGUUUCCAGCAUCGGCAGUCUCACGGAUAGUUUGGUUAAAAGUUACAGCGCUCCAUUCAUGAGUUACCUCCGCCAGUUGGUGGCCGAGAACAAAUUGGAUGAACUGAAUUUGGUCACCCGGGAUAUUCUAAACGUGUUUCAAGAGAAUUUGAAUAGUGUCCGACUGAUGCCGUACAUUUUCAACUUCCUGGACCAUCUCUUGUCGUCCGGAUGUUUGGAUUCCGUUUUCAAAUCCAUGUCACGGUCGCUGUUGACCUUGAUUCGUACUGAGAUGACCAAUGGCGGUAAACCGUUAAAAUUGUUGAUAUCGUCGGUGGAUUUGUACUGUCACCUACUCAGAGGUGAUCAACCGUACGAGACGCUGCUGACUCUGACAGAUAUUAGCCCGUCGUUGGCCAAUCACCAAGACGACAUCUUGGCCAUUCCCAGCGACACUGACUGGGACGAAGACGUCGAAGCUUUGAAGCCCGUCAAGACUCAGCUUCGCUCACUUUUCAUUCCACCGACUUUGAAUCCUUGA
This is a messenger RNA of Daphnia pulex (common water flea), 678 nucleotides long. RefSeq names its product tubulin-specific chaperone D-like. Lineage: Eukaryota; Metazoa; Arthropoda; Branchiopoda; Diplostraca; Daphniidae. Gene Ontology annotation, molecular function: beta-tubulin binding; GTPase activator activity. Gene Ontology annotation, cellular component: lateral plasma membrane. Gene Ontology annotation, biological process: adherens junction assembly; tubulin complex assembly; bicellular tight junction assembly. The record is from RefSeq and is a predicted model, not a curated record. The coding region runs from base 1 to 678 and encodes 225 amino acids. The transcript is spliced from 5 exons.